Sphaeroforma arctica JP610 is the source of this 1963-nucleotide messenger RNA. RefSeq lists its product as hypothetical. Gene Ontology annotation, molecular function: acyltransferase activity, transferring groups other than amino-acyl groups; isomerase activity. NCBI's taxonomy places the organism in Eukaryota, Ichthyosporea, Ichthyophonida. The coding region runs from base 44 to 1543 and encodes 499 amino acids. Gene Ontology annotation, cellular component: cytoplasm. The transcript has 11 exons. Gene Ontology annotation, biological process: biosynthetic process. The record is from RefSeq and is a predicted model, not a curated record.
AAAUGAGGUGUAUAUACUGCGGUAUCACAUACUCAAGUAGGCAAUGAAGUGCACAAUACGCCCAAGAAAAUGGGAUGGCUCAGAUCCCCAGUUGUGCUUAGCAAGUGAAGCCAUUGCGAGCGGAUAUGCGACAUUUGAUCAGCUCGUGGAGAUGGAGGGGCGAUGCUUCCCUGUAGACGAAGCAGGCACUCACGAGAGCAUGGGGCUGCGUCUCCGAGAAGCUGGCGACUAUUUCACUGCUGUACACGAUGGUGAAAAGGUGAUUGGUUUCAUAAACGCCACAAGAUGUACAGAGUUCCUGGAAGAAACCAUGUCUGACCACGAUCCCAAAGGCUCCAUACUGGCAAUCCAUUCCGUGGUCUGUGACUUGCCCUAUCGACGAAUGGGUAUUGCUCAUGCGAUGCUUACUGCGUACGUAGAUGUCAUGACCGCGAAGCACCGAGACAUUAAGACCAUAGCAUUGAUUGCAAAGGCGUAUCUGGUAGGCUUCUAUGUCAGCUGUGGAUUCGUGUGCAACAGUCUAUCGCCCAUUGUACACGGCGCGGAUCCUUGGUUUGACUUCUCGCUUGAUACGGAUAGCUAUCGUCGUCAGUCAUACGCUGUUGUGGACGCCUUCGUUACAAAAUCAGUCACUUCACUCGAUACCUACGCAACAACCGGCAAUCCUGCCGCGAUUGUUUGUCUGCCGAGAGAUUCGAAGAAAACUGAUGCGUGGAUGCAAGGCUUAGCGCUUGAAAUCAACCUGAGCGAGACUGCAUAUGUUCUACCAUUAACAGAUGAUAGAGUGUGCAAUGAGUGGCAGUUACGCUGGUUCACGCCGACUGUUGAGGUUAAAUUAUGCGGACACGCGACACUGGCCAGCGCUCACCGCCUGUGGGAGUCCGGUCAAGCCGAUACUGCAAAACCUAUCAGAUUCCAUAGUGUACACUCGGGUAUCCUUGUCGCCCGCUGCGAACAAAAGCUCGAUGAGCUCAUCAUUACGCUGGACUUCCCUAUAGAUGUUGUCAAGCCUCUCGAUGACCUGUCGGAGUCGUACCGCAAUUUCAUCACAGAGGCUCUUGGCCUUAAAGAUUGGCAAGUGGCGAAUAACAAGUCUCCGGUGGUUAGAGUGGCCGACUCUCGCUACCAAAUUGCCGAGAUUAGGCCUGAAGCUUUCUCCAGUAUCGAACCACAAUACGGUGUCAUGGCAAGAUUAGAGGGAAGCGGAAGAAGUGCACUGAUUGCCACCACGGCAGGUGAUGUGCGCAAUGGAGACGCUCAUUUCACGAGCAGGUUUUUCGCUCCAAAUCUGGGCGUGUCUGAAGAUCCAGUGACGGGCUCUGCUCACUGUGUCCUAGGUGCCUUCUGGCGGGAGUACCUACAAUGGAAGACUAUGUCAACGACAAAGUCUGGCGCGUCAUCCGACAUGAUCGAGAUGAUUGCUUAUCAAUCCAGUGAACGCGGAGGCGAUCUCACUCUGCACGUCAGCCCGAAUAAGCAUGACAACGAACGUAUAUACUUGUCGGGUGUUGCUGUAUCACGGAUGCAAGGGUCCAUAUUGUGAUAACUUUCUAAAUAGGAGGCGAUAAUAGCUGGGUGCAGCACAAAGUAUAGUUUGGGUCACAAGGCAACAAUAAAUAUGGAACUCUGCCGAGCCUCAGCAAGGGGUACGCGUUCGAGUUCGUAAACCCGUGCCGCAGGUGUCGCCGUGUAGCGAGUGCGAUAUGAACGUCGAACUUGGUUGGUUAUAGUAAGGCCCGAUAUUUCUCUAUACCUCGUUGCGUCUAAUCACUCAAUGUUUGCUCGUGAAAUCGAUGUGUAGCAGCAUCGUUCAAAUCCAUUUUUCAUGACCGAGAUCAUCAUCCGAGUAUUAAAUUGUUGUCCCGCGAAGGGGGCUCAUAAACUGAACCACCAUAUCUGCGAGACAGUUGAAAUUCCACCUUCCUCCCAACAUAGAGUACAACUUUUGUCGCACACGAUCGCC